GGGCUAGGGUGCUCUACAGGAUUGGUGUGCUCUGUCUAUUGGCUAAAAGUCUUGCACAAGCAUGGAGCUCAGCAAAAUCUUUGAGUAUAUCGAUGGACACCAGGAAGUCUACAUUGGUCGGUUGAAAGACGCUGUGGCAAUCAAGAGUGUGUCGGCAUGGCCAGACCAUCGGCACGAAGUCGUCAGAAUGAUUGACUAUGCUGUCGAUGAGUUGAAACGAUUAGGAGCCGAAGCGUGGAAAGUUGAUCUUGGCAAACAAAAGGAUCACGAUGACUUGCAGCUGCCUCCAAUCAUAUUGGGCUAUCUGGGCAAAGAUCCAAAGAAGAAGACGGUUUGCAUCUAUGGACACUUAGAUGUACAGCCUGCAUUAAAGUCUGAUGGUUGGGACACCAAUCCUUUCGAACUGGUCGAGAAGGACGGCAAGCUGUAUGGAAGAGGUUCAACAGACGACAAGGGUCCAGUGCUUGCUUGGUUCAAUGUAAUCGAAGCUUACCAAAAGCUAGGAAAAGACAUUCCAAUCAACAUCAAGUUUUGCUUUGAGGGUAUGGAGGAAAGUGGCAGUGAGGGUCUUCACGAUCUGAUUGUGUCCGAAAAGGACAAGUUUUUCAAGGAUGUGGAUUACAUCUGUAUUUCGGACAACUAUUGGUUGGGGAAGAACAAACCGUGUGUCACGUAUGGUUUGAGGGGAAUUUGCUAUUUCAUGUUGGAAAUUGAGUGUGCUUCGCAAGAUCUCCAUUCAGGCCUCUUUGGUGGCACAGUGCAUGAAGCAAUGGUUGACCUUGUUCAUUUGCUUGACUCGUUGGUUGACACACACGGCAAUAUCAAGAUUCCUGGAGUGAGCGACUCUGUAGCACCACUCACUGAGGAAGAAGCCAAAUCAUACGAGGCCAUUGACUUUGAUGUUGAGGACUAUCGAAAAGACAUCGGUGCUAAGAAGCUGUCCAAGGAAGGAAAAGCCAAAAUUCUUCAACAUCGCUGGCGAUAUCCAUCACUAUCUCUACAUGGUAUUGAAGGCGCAUUUGACGGUAAAGGUGCCAAAACGGUCAUUCCACGAAAGGUGAUCGGCAAGUUUUCUAUCCGCCUCGUUCCCAACCAGGAACCAAACGAAAUCGAACGACUGGUGAACGAGCACAUUCACAAGGUCCACACUGCCUCACAAAGCCCCAACCGCAUCAACUUGAGCUUGAGCCAUGGAGCGAAGCCGUGGGUGAGUGACGUUUCUCACCCUCACUAUGUAGCUGGUAGAAAUGCUGUCAAAACGGUGUUCAAUGUUGAUCCUGAUCUGACGCGAGAGGGUUGUAGCAUUCCCGUCACUCUUACACUCGAGGAAGAAACCGGUAGGAACGUCCUGCUACUGCCACUCGGCUGUUGCGACGACGGGGCUCAUUCGCAGAAUGAGAAAAUAAAUCGGUCAAACUUUAUCAAUGGAAUCAAAGUUCUUGCUGCUUACUUUGAAGAGGUCUGCAAGCUGGAGUAGUAGCUCCUACGUACUGCAUUGAUCAACUGACACAUGCACUAGCUCAACUGUCUGCUGCAUAUAGUUACCCCAUGACAUCGCAUUUGAACCUUUUACUUUUGUAUCUGCAAUUGAAAUGAGCUCAAGCAUAGGAGCAGCAAAUUUUUAUAUGAUUUAUACAAUUGGUGAUUACCA
Messenger RNA from Corticium candelabrum, 1651 nucleotides. RefSeq names its product cytosolic non-specific dipeptidase-like. Gene Ontology annotation, molecular function: metallodipeptidase activity. The coding region runs from base 62 to 1477 and encodes 471 amino acids. Gene Ontology annotation, biological process: proteolysis. Lineage: Eukaryota; Metazoa; Porifera; Homoscleromorpha; Homosclerophorida; Plakinidae. The record is from RefSeq and is a predicted model, not a curated record. Gene Ontology annotation, cellular component: cytosol. The transcript has 17 exons.